Myiozetetes cayanensis is the source of this 1768-nucleotide messenger RNA. RefSeq names its product opsin-VA-like. Gene Ontology annotation, biological process: G protein-coupled receptor signaling pathway; visual perception. Gene Ontology annotation, cellular component: membrane; photoreceptor outer segment. Lineage: Eukaryota; Metazoa; Chordata; Aves; Passeriformes; Tyrannidae. Gene Ontology annotation, molecular function: G protein-coupled receptor activity. The transcript has 5 exons. Bases 68 to 1228 code for a protein of 386 amino acids. The record is from RefSeq and is a predicted model, not a curated record.
UUCUCCUUUUGUUCCUGAAUAUUAUUUACAUAUAAUACAAUAUUAUUUUUGCUACUGGGAGAAAAAAAUGGAUGCAUUCAGAGCACUUGAGAAUGAGUCGCUCUUGCCCAGUUCCUCUGGUCCUGCCAGCUGGGAUCCCUUCCGACGUCCCUUGGACUCCAUCCAGCCCUGGCACUUCAGGCUCCUGGCAGCAGUAAUGUUGGUGGUGACCUCCCUGUCGCUUGCUGAGAACCUGGCUGUAAUCCUGGUAACUUUUAAGUUCAAGCAAUUGAGACAACCUGUCAAUUAUGUUAUAGUCAAUUUGUCUGUGGCUGAUUUCCUGGUCUCGCUGACGGGUGGCACCAUCAGCUUUCUAACAAAUCUGAGAGGUUAUUUUUAUAUGGGAUACUGGGCUUGUGUACUGGAAGGAUUUGCUGUCACAUUUUUUGGCAUCGUUGCUCUCUGGUCCCUUGCCCUGCUGGCCUUCGAGCGGUACGUUGUGAUCUGCCGCCCCUCGGGGAGCCUGCGCCUGGAGGGCAGACACGCAGCCCUGGGCAUCGUCUGUGUGUGGGCCUUUUCCUUCGUCUGGACCGUUCCACCAACCAUGGGCUGGAGCAGCUACACCACCAGUAAGAUUGGAACUACUUGUGAGCUGAACUGGUACUCAGGAGCUUAUGCUGACCAUACAUACAUUAUUGUGUUCUUCACCACCUGUUUUAUAGUGCCUUUAUUGGUGAUUUUGGUAUCCUAUGGAAAACUGGUGCAGAAGCUAAAAAAGGUAUCAGAAACACAGGGCAGGCUCAGAACUACCAGGAGACCGGAAAGACAAGUGACCAGAAUGGUGGUCGUUAUGAUCGUUGCUUUUCUGAUCUGCUGGAUGCCGUACGCCGCCUUCUCCAUCCUCGUCACUGCAGACCCCUCCAUUGAGCUGGAUCCUUGUCUGGCAGCAAUCCCAGCUUUCUUUUCCAAAACAGCUACUGUUUAUAAUCCAAUUAUUUAUGUCUUUAUGAACAAACAGUUCAGGAAGUGUCUGAUUCAAAUGUUCAGUUGCAAUGCCACGGGAAUUGCAGAGUCCAACACGAACCCAACUUCAGAGAGAGCAGUGCUAACCCCGGACAGGGGAGGCAGCCAGAUGUCCACCGUGGCAGUUCGUAGCACCUCUUCUGAAAGGAAAAUUGGAGAUGAACGUGGAAAUUGCCAAGCCUUUGCUCAUUCAGCAUCCUCAGAAAACAAAAUUCGUCCCAUGUAGAGUGGGAGAUAUGAUUGUUAACGCAGUGCUAAAGUGUAUUUCAGUGUUACAGCCAUCUAAUAUAAAAAUAUGUUGUCUCUGGGGACAUUAUACUGCUGUGGGCACCGGAGGUUCCAGCUCCUCAGUGCAUGUAGGAGCUCCCUGGCUCUGCAGGUGCAAACACCCAGCCAGAAGGUGAGUCCCUUCUCGUCUGUGUUCCCCUCUCCAAUCCACAGCAGGCAGUGGCACCACACUGCUGUUCUCCUGUGAGGAGCAGUUGUGUCUCUGUCUCUUCCAUCCUUAAAUUCCUUUUAAUUGAGUUGUUGAUCCUGGCACAAAUUAUUGACUCCUCUGCAUUCAGAAGCAAGGAAUACAGCAUGAGUACACUUUCUGUAAACAGUGAAGAAGAAUGGAAGUUGCCAGCUUUCCAUCUCAGAUUAAUUCACACGAUGCUGUGCGGCAAAAUACUUGGCUUUAGUGGAACGUCACUUGCACAUGCAAAGCCAAACUUGGCUCUGAGUGUAAUAAAGACAGAUUUCUGUGUUAAACAGCCUUUGGGAU